AUGUCUGCAAAUCCAGGCCAAAAGUCUGGCCGCACUGGAUUACGCCAUUCUCAUCAGAUAAAAGAAAACAAUGAUCGCGCCAAAAAGGGCUGCGGCCAUGUGCAGCUUAUUCGCUGCACCAGCUGUGCCAGAUGCGUGCCCAAGGACAAGGCCAUUAAGAAUUUCAUUAUUGGAAACAUAGUAGAAGCCGCAGCCGUCAGGGAUAUUUUGGAAGCAAGCGUUUUCAACGCCUAUGUGCUUCCCAAGCUGUGUGUAAAACUACAUUACUGCGCGAGCUAUGCCAUUCACAGCAAGGUAGUCAGGGAUCGUUCUCGUGAAGCCCGGAGGGACCGAAUAUCUCCGCCCAGAUUUAGACCUGCAGGUGCUGCCCCACGACCUCCACCAAAGCCCAUGUAAGGAACUCAGUCCUUAAUGACUGAAGAAAUAUUGUUCUCUGGAAAAGAAAAAACUCAAUAAAAUGGAAAUUAUACUUAAAA
Molecule: messenger RNA, 476 nt
Organism: Camelus dromedarius (Arabian camel)
Lineage: Eukaryota; Metazoa; Chordata; Mammalia; Artiodactyla; Camelidae
Product: small ribosomal subunit protein eS26-like
Exons: 2
Coding region: 1-396 (131 amino acids)
Biological process (GO): translation
Cellular component (GO): ribosome; cytosolic small ribosomal subunit
Molecular function (GO): structural constituent of ribosome; mRNA binding
Source: RefSeq, a predicted model, not a curated record